GUAGGCCUACAUAUAGCAGUUCACACACACACACAAACACACACACACACACACACACACGUUAUUUGCAAAAGGGGGAGAAGACAAAAACAGGUGCGUUGCUUUGACAACCAGCGCAACAACGUUCGAUGUCAUUAGCAACCAAACUAGCGUUCGGACCUGAAGGCUUUGGUUAGCUGUUAUGUUGGCUAGCAAGACGUUUGAAACGCCAGAUAACGUUAAAAUAACUCAUAUCUGCGCUAUAUCGUCGUUUAUUUAAUAAACAAUGGACUCAAAUUCAUUAUACUAUUCUUUGGAACUCGUCGCCGGUAGCGGAAGUACUUUAAACGUCGAGCAAAGAACCGCUCUGCAGACGUCCCUGGUGAUCCUGAAAAAAAACUACAAGUUCCGUCGAGUCUUGUUUUGGGGGAAAAUAUUGGGAUUAAAGGAAGAUUAUUUCAUCGCUCAGGGGAGAGGAGAAGAUGAGAUGCAGGAUAAAAAGACUUUGUAUAGCUUCAACUGCAUGGACUGGUUGCUGCUCCCCCCUGCCACAGACUCUAUGAUCGAGGAAGUGUCCAAAUCAGCAAAGGGUCGCUUCGUAGGAGACCCCUCAUAUGUGUACGAGCAUUUUGAGAUCCGCAGGCAAGGAGGGAGGGAUGACGCUUUACAGAAGGAGGAGAUCAAAGUGAAUGAGGAGAGCAGGCUGGCAGUGACAGUUCAUCAGAUCGACAAGGAAGCGUCUGUGGUGCCGCGUGGGGCCUUCAUCAAGAGUCCACAUGGCCUUGUCCAGGUCAACCGCAGCUUUGGUGGUCUGUCUCACGCAGAAGCUGGGAAGCUUGACAACUUCUUUCACUUCAGCGAAGCAAAGAAUUUGAAGAAGAAAUCCAUCCUGGAAAUGAGUGACUUAAAUCCAGCUAUCGAUUUCCUGGAUGUACUGAGUGACGACAUUCCUAAAGGAUCAUGGAGUCUUCAGCUUGAAUGUGCCAGCAGAGUGCUUGUGCUUCGCAGCCUGUUGUGGCUCGGCCUGACCUUCUACCAUGUGCCGAUGACGCCACAGCAUGGAUACAUCUACAUCGGAGAUGGGACCAAGAAUUUGGACCUUCCCUUCAUGCUAUAAAAAAAAAAAAGACAUCUUAUACCUAUUUCACUUUGAAUUCUCUAGGUCUCUGUUGUUCUCAUGCCUCAACAUGUAUUCUAUGUAACGUAUUCUAGGACUUUGUAUUGAUCUUAUGAAACAAAUUAACUAAAGAGGUACAGUCAUG
This is a messenger RNA of Cottoperca gobio, 1241 nucleotides long. It is a transcript of the gene rsph9, whose product is annotated as radial spoke head component 9. The coding region runs from base 266 to 1096 and encodes 276 amino acids. Gene Ontology annotation, biological process: axoneme assembly; cilium movement involved in cell motility; motile cilium assembly. The transcript is spliced from 5 exons. Lineage: Eukaryota; Metazoa; Chordata; Actinopteri; Perciformes; Bovichtidae. Gene Ontology annotation, cellular component: axoneme; radial spoke. The record is from RefSeq and is a predicted model, not a curated record.